AUGACUGUGCCAGAUAUUCCCCAAGAGGGUCCCCAUGUAGUCCUCGUGUCGACCAGAACUGUCUUGACACUCCCCGACGACUCGUUGCUUCUGACACCUGCAACUGUUAUUGUCUCGCCUGCUACCGGCAAGAUUAUCUCAGCUAUUCCUGAGAUUAUUCCCCGGAGUUCAUUCCCUUCGGAUACGGUUUAUCAUGACUACAGCCCCAAGCUGCUUCUUCCAGGUCUUGUUGAUGCCCACGUACAUCUUAACGAGCCUGGCCGGACAGAAUGGGAGGGCUUUUAUACAGGCACCAGGGCAGCCGCUUCUGGCGGUGUGACGACGGUUGUUGAUAUGCCCUUGAAUGCUGUCCCCCCGACAACCACUCUAGAAGGUUUCAAGGCGAAGCUUGCUGCUAGUCAGGGGCAAUGCUGGGUUGAUGUUGGCUUCUAUGGUGGUGUUAUCCCGGGGAACGCAGACCAGCUGCUUCCACUUGUCGAGGCCGGCGUCCGGGGCUUCAAAGGCUUCUUGAUCGACUCAGGGGUACCGGAAUUUCCUGCAGUAUCAUCAACCGAUAUUGAGCUUGCCAUGAAGACGCUCAAGGACGCACCUACCACACUCAUGUUUCAUGCCGAGAUCAUUCCUCCGAUCGCCGACUCAGUUGGCGACUCUGUUCAGGUUUCGGAUCCCCCGUUGCGGCCUCGUGGAGAGCUGAACAGCUACACCACAUGGCUGUUAUCGCGCCCACCGGCCUUCGAAACAUAUGCGAUCGAAGAAAUCCUCUCAAUAGCACACGUCGCUCCUGAUCUCCACCUGCACAUCGUCCAUCUCUCUGCGAUGGAAUGCAUCCCCAUCUUGAGAGAGGCGCGCAAGAAGGGUAUCAAGAUUACGGCUGAGACGUGCUUCCACUACCUCGGGUUCUCAUCCGACGAGAUCGAGGACGGCGAUACCAGGCACAAAUGCUGCCCGCCAAUUCGCAAUCAGGUCAACCAAGACCGGUUGUGGGAGGAAAUCUCGGACCCUGAGGGCUGCAUCAAGACCAUCGUCUCCGACCAUUCGCCAUGCACUCCAGAGCUCAAACUCCUGCCGCCACACUUACAGUCAGGUCACCGGCCAACCAUGCACCAAUGCGACUCCGGCAUUGACAUGACGCUACCGGAGGAAGAGAGGCUGGCUGCGGAAGAGGCAGAGAAGGCCAGACUUGACGGCCCUGUUGAGAUCCAGGGUGACUUUUUCGCCGCCUGGGGAGGCGUCUCGUCCGUCGGUCUUGGCCUACCCAUCCUUUACACGUUUGCUGCGGAGCGCGAGGCCCGCGGCGACAUCACCCCGUCCAUCGUCGACAUCGUGCGCAUGUGCAGCCAAGCGACGGCCCAGCAGGUCGGGUUGGCCCACUGCAAGGGCGGCAUCCGGGCCGGUAUGGAUGCCGACUUUGCCAUCUUUGACGAUGCCGAUGUGUGGACGCUGCGGGCUGCCGACAUGCGUUGGAAGAACCGCUGCUCGCCGUGGGAGGGACACACUUUCCGCGGAAGGGUGCACGAGACGUGGCUCAGGGGCCAGAAGAUCUUUGAGCUUGGGGGACCGAAUGAUGGGUUUGUUGGGGGCAAGCCUAUAGGGAGGGCGAUUACGGAGAAGAGGAUGAAGUGA
Messenger RNA from Thermochaetoides thermophila DSM 1495, 1623 nucleotides. RefSeq names its product allantoinase-like protein. Gene Ontology annotation, biological process: purine nucleobase catabolic process. The record is from RefSeq and is a predicted model, not a curated record. The coding region runs from base 1 to 1623 and encodes 540 amino acids. Lineage: Eukaryota; Fungi; Ascomycota; Sordariomycetes; Sordariales; Chaetomiaceae. The transcript has 2 exons. Gene Ontology annotation, molecular function: allantoinase activity. Gene Ontology annotation, cellular component: cytoplasm.